AUGAAAGAACGAACGACUGCUAUCGAUUGGACGGUGGGCAUAUUCAAUAUCAUCUUUGGUUUAUUAUGUUUGGCAGCAGCAGCAGGAAACAUCUAUCUUUAUGAUGUCUCAUUAAGAAUUAUUGCUUUGGCAGUAUUCUUUGUCAGCUCAGGCAUUUUGUUCAUCGUUCUUGAAAUCGUUCAUGCGGCCAAAUUCAUUCAAAGGCAAGCUUCCCAUCUUAACUCAUAUCAUGGUCGUGCAUUGAACUAUUUCAUCUUGGCAAUCCUUUCAAGUGAAUCAGUCUCAAUUCAUAAUCGUCAAUAUCGUCAAUUCAUUUGGUUAUGGGCAAUCACAAUCGCAAUGGCUUCUUUCUCAAUAGCAUUUGCAAUAAUGGCAAUCAUUUCUCCAUUUACAGAAAUGUUACCAUUACCAAAGAGUAUGGACUUUGUACGCGCUCAAGAAGAAAGUGGCGGUGCACUUCCAACAGGGGCCAGAAGACGAAGUGAUGGUCGUCAUGAAUAUCAAACCGCUUUGCCUCAACGCAGAUAUCACCGUACAAACUUAUCUGUAUACAGCAACGGAAGCGCGUUAGACUGUGAUGCAGAUAGGAGUGAUUUCAAAGUCAGACCCCUUUCUUUUGUUUCCCAACAAGGAGGUCAAAGGGUUGAUCAAAUGUACGAAAAACACGAAGGAUUCAAAUUUCCACACUCUCCUCCCAACAGCCUAAUGCAUACUGAUGACUAUCCCGCUUCAAGCAGCAAUCAUACAUUGAUCGAUAUGCAUAACGGAGCAAUGUGGAAAGAGCACAACAGUCCAUCAACUUCAAAUUUAGCCAGAAUCGAUACACAAAUACCUCGAUCGCGUGAUUCAAAGAGAGCUUCAACCGUUCAACAGAACGAUGUUCCCACUCCAAGAACCGGUGGCGUGCAACGUGCCCGCAAUGCAAAGAGACAUUCUGCUGCCCUUUCCAUCUCCUCUUUACGUUAUGAAACAUUCACAGAUCGUAGCAGUGGUAACGAAGGUGCUGACCAAUCACCAGGAAAGAAUCCGCUUGGCGUUUCUGCUUAUCACCGUGAAAUCUCUUACGAUGAUCCAGGCUGUCAUGAAAGUGAUCAAGAUGAUGAUGAACGUGCACCUUUGAGUCCACCCAUGCCGCUCUCCAAAGAUUCCAAUUACAAACGACGCAUCUUUGUGCCAUCAGUAGGCGCUGCAAUCGAUCUUUCCAGCGGCUCAGAAUCAGAAGGCAGUGAAGAUGAAGGCGAAGGUGUGGAUGACGAUGAAAGCGUGUACAGUAUGCCUUCCGGCAUUUCACCAGCUGAUGAUUUCAAACAGCACGUCAUGCCACGAGAAAGUACUACUGAUAGUCAAGUGGGUCGUCGCUUAUCCCGUGCUGAAACUCGAUCUGUUCGCCGAAAGAUUAAGCGUGGUAUUCAAAGAGCCUUUGCACAAGGCAAAUAA
Molecule: messenger RNA, 1437 nt
Organism: Meira miltonrushii
Lineage: Eukaryota; Fungi; Basidiomycota; Exobasidiomycetes; Exobasidiales; Brachybasidiaceae
Exons: 1
Coding region: 1-1437 (478 amino acids)
Source: RefSeq, a predicted model, not a curated record